Morus notabilis is the source of this 478-nucleotide messenger RNA. Its product is annotated as 60S ribosomal protein L28-1. The transcript is spliced from 2 exons. The record is from RefSeq and is a predicted model, not a curated record. Lineage: Eukaryota; Viridiplantae; Streptophyta; Magnoliopsida; Rosales; Moraceae. Gene Ontology annotation, biological process: translation. Gene Ontology annotation, cellular component: ribosome; cytosolic large ribosomal subunit. The annotation marks the transcript as partial. Gene Ontology annotation, molecular function: structural constituent of ribosome.
UUAGGCUUGGCAAACAAGAAAACUGUCACCAUUCAACCUGUUGGAAAAGAUCAAGCUGUUUUGCUUGCAACCACCAAGACCAAGAAACAAAGCAAACCUGCUGAUUUGCUUCACAAGUCUGUCAUGAAAAAAGAGUUCCGUAGGAUGGCUCAUGCGGUUGCAAACCAGGUGGGUGACAACUACUACAGACCAGAUUUAAAGAGGGCAGCUCUUGCAAGAUUGAGUGUUGUUCACAGGAGCCUUAAGGUUGCCAAGUCCGGUGUCAAGAAGAGGAGCAGACAGGCUGUGAAGGUCUCUGCUAGGAAGUGAGCGGAGUAAUAAUAAUGGGAGCUGUAGUGUUGUUUUGUUUUAGACGCCAAAUUUUCGUCUUUAGAUUUGAACAUUGAUGAGAUGGUUUCUAAUUUUGCUUAUUGUCAACUUGGUUUUGUGCAAGUCUCAAUGAAUUAUGGAUUUGGAUAGCAGUAUUUAUAUUUGUUAA